GACAGCCCAUGAAGCCGCCUGCGCCUGUGGGCGGGACUGAGAGGGGUCCUUUCAGGACAGGACCCGCCCCUUGCCGGCAGCGUCCUGUCACUCGGGACCGGACCUUGACGGGAGCUGGUUCUACGCGGACACCUCCUGAGGUUUCAGAAUGGCUUCCAUCUUGAGUUACACAUUUAAAACCCUUCCUAGUACAUCAAAAUGGGCUCUCAGAUUUUCUGUAAGAUCUUUGAGCUGUUCUUCCCUGCUACAAGCUGCCCCAGCUGUCCAGACCCAGUCAAAGAAGACCUUGGCUAAACCCAAUGUAAGAAAUAUUGUGGUGGUGGAGGGUGUCCGCAUUCCAUUUUUGCUGUCAGGCACUUCGUAUAAAGACCUGAUGCCACAUGAUUUGGCUAGAGCAGCACUUUUGGGGUUGUUGCAUCGGACCAAUGUUCCAAAGGACAUUGUUGAUUAUAUCAUCUUUGGCACAGUUAUUCAGGAAGUGAAAACAAGCAAUGUGGCUAGAGAGGCUGCCCUGGGAGCUGGCUUCUCUGACAAGACCCCUGCUCAUACUGUCACCAUGGCUUGCAUCUCUUCCAACCAAGCCAUGACCACAGCUGUUGGACUGAUUGCCUCUGGCCAGUGUGAUGUGGUUGUGGCUGGUGGUGUCGAGUUAAUGUCCGAUGUCCCUAUUCGUCAUUCGAGGAAAAUGAGGAAAAUGAUGCUCGAUCUCAAUAAAGCCAAGACAAUGGGCCAGCGACUAACUUUACUCUCUAAAUUCAGGUUGAAUUUUUUGACACCUGAGCUCCCUGCUGUGGCUGAGUUCUCUACCAGUGAGACCAUGGGCCAUUCUGCAGACCGACUGGCUGCUGCCUUUGGUGUGUCUCGAAUGGAACAGGAUGAAUAUGCAUUGCGCUCUCACAGUCUGGCCAAGAAGGCACAGGAUGAAGGACACCUUUCUGAUGUGGUACCCUUCAAAGUACCAGGAAAAGAAACAGUGACCAAAGAUAAUGGCAUUCGUCCUUCCUCACUGGAACAAAUAUCCAAACUAAAACCUGCAUUCGUCAAGCCCUAUGGCACAGUAACAGCUGCAAAUUCUUCUUUCCUGACUGAUGGUGCUUCUGCAAUGCUGAUUAUGGCAGAAGACAAAGCUCUGGCCCUGGGUUAUAAGCCAAAAGCAUAUUUGAGGGAUUUUGUGUAUGUAUCCCAGGAUCCAAAAGAUCAGCUAUUACUUGGACCAACAUAUGCUACUCCAAAAGUUCUAGAAAAGGCAGGAUUAACCAUGAAUGAUAUUGAUGCAUUUGAAUUUCAUGAAGCCUUCUCAGGUCAGAUUUUGGCAAAUUUUAAAGCCAUGGAUUCUGAUUGGUUUGCACAAAACUACAUGGGUAGGAAAAGCAAGGUUGGCUUGCUUCCUAUGGAGAAGUUUAAUAUCUGGGGUGGAUCGCUGUCUCUGGGUCACCCAUUUGGAGCCACGGGCUGCCGGCUGGUCAUGGCAGCUGCCAACAGAUUGCGGAAGAAUGGAGGCCAGUAUGGCUUAGUGGCUGCCUGCGCAGCUGGAGGGCAGGGCCAUGCUAUGAUUGUAGAAGCUUAUCCGAAGUGAUUGAUCUAGAAGAGGAAACCUGGUUUCUGUGCAGCACUUGCACUGGGCAAUGCCAUUUCAAUGCAUUACUAAGUGACACCUGUAGUUCCUAGAUCCUCAUAGGAAAAUGAUAUUUGUGGCCUUCUGUUGAAUACUUUGCAACUAAGCCUUGCCAGUGUUCUGAGCUUUUCAGUAAUCACAGCUUACUGUUCUUUCAGGGAUUUCUAAGUUACCAGAUAUCACACAGAUAUGUUAAGCAUCUGUUUUUGAUCUCUUGUCAUUGGACACUAAACAAGUGGUUGCAGUUCGGAAAAGAGGUAGCUGAUAUUUGGAACCAUCUUUAUAACAUUUGCAAAUUGUAGACUUGUUCCUAUCUGUGUCCUAAAGAUAAUUAUUUUCUUUAAAGUACAAACCAAUGUGCCUAUAUUAAUUAUAGAAAAUAAUUCAUAAUCUAAACAUCACUGAAAACUUUAAAUGUUUAGAUAUAAGAACACCAUGUUGGUCAACCCUAAUAAAGUAGAGAAGUAUUGGA
Perognathus longimembris pacificus (Pacific pocket mouse) is the source of this 2087-nucleotide messenger RNA. RefSeq names its product hydroxyacyl-CoA dehydrogenase trifunctional multienzyme complex subunit beta (gene Hadhb). Gene Ontology annotation, biological process: fatty acid beta-oxidation. Bases 149 to 1576 code for a protein of 475 amino acids. Gene Ontology annotation, molecular function: acyltransferase activity, transferring groups other than amino-acyl groups. The record is from RefSeq and is a predicted model, not a curated record. The transcript has 16 exons. Lineage: Eukaryota; Metazoa; Chordata; Mammalia; Rodentia; Heteromyidae.